Molecule: messenger RNA, 855 nt
Organism: Physella acuta
Lineage: Eukaryota; Metazoa; Mollusca; Gastropoda; Physidae
Product: ankycorbin-like
Molecular function (GO): protein binding
Source: RefSeq, a predicted model, not a curated record
AUGCCAAGAAAGAAAGCCAGAAGUAGGCAGAAAAAUGGAAAUCAAUCAAAUACAACAUUAUGCCAAAGCUCUGACAGACGACAGGUGUCAUCAGGUGGUCAGACAAGCAGCACAUCGUUUGGGUUACAUUCUACAUCACAUUCAAGCGCUAGAGAUGGAACAAAACAGUGCAUUGAAAAUACUCCAGCUGUACAAGUUGAUACAUUACACAUGAUAGAGCGAGCUGCUCAAUCUGGCUCAACUAAAGAAAUGCUUGAAUGCUUUAAUCAACUGAUACACACUGAGAACAAAGUGAACCAAGAAAGUUUGGACCAAGGUCUGAUUUUGUCUUGUAGGUAUGGUAGAGAGUUUUUGGUAAAGAUUCUGAUAUUUCAUGGUGCUAAUAUUGAGACGAGAGACGACAAAGGCAACACACCACUUUUGAUAUGUGCUGAGAAAGGUUUCACUGACAUAGCUCUGUUACUGGUUGAUAAAGGCGCUGAUAUCAACAGUUACAACAAAGACGGUGACACGGCACUUUUACUUUCUAUUCAAACAUCCGGGUCCUCUGAGCUGGUUAGAAGACUUCUUGACAAAAAAGAUUUUAAAAUGGACCAUAAAAAUAAAAACGGGUGUGAUGCUAUCAUGAAAGCCAUUGAAGUUUUGAACUUGCCAUUGAUAAACACAUUAAUAAAAAAGCAAACUGAUAUAAAUGCUUGUCCCGGUGUUGCUGUAUCAAAAAGUGCUUGUCAACUAGCUGAAAGAUUAGGAUUAAAAUCCUUGCUAUUUAUUUUGGACCGACGGACACAAAAUAGGAAAGCAGCAUUACAAAAAGCUGUUUUAAUGAAAGAUAAAUACAUCAUUAGCUUUUGUUAG